CACCUGCUAAAGCGUGGAUAACAAGGAUAACGUCACAGUUCAUAGGUUGGAGUAGAGCGGAAGUGGUUGGCUGUUCCUGCUACUGCAUGAAGUGCAGGCAGCUUCCAACAAGCUAACAGGCUGUGUUUUGGUUGUUUGCUACCGGAGAAGAAAAAUAUGAAAACGAAUGAAAUGUGUGAAAGAUGAAACCGGCAAAUCAAAUGCAUUUCCCCGGCGUCGCCUCUGAAGAGGAUACGCUAGCUUAAAGAAACCCGGAAGUGUUGAAGGACCCUGCAGCCACAGACACAGACACAAUGAGUGCCAAGUAUGGCCUGGUGGGCUACAACAGUUCACGGAAGCACAUUUCAAUCUCCAUCCCGUCAUCCACAGAGGUGAUGUCGCCACACAUAAAGUCUGUUGAAGAGCUGAGGGUCCUGGGAAUCAAUCUGAGCAACUUCAGUGCCCCUACACAGUUCUUCAUCUGUGUGGCUGGAGUCUUCCUCUUUUACCUCAUCUAUGGGUACCUGCAGGAGCUGAUAUUUUCAGUGGAAGGAUUCAAACCUUUUGGUUGGUACCUCACUCUGGUCCAGUUUGGCUUCUACUCCGUCUUUGGACUAGUGGAGCUACAGCUGACUCAGGACAAGCGCAGAAGGAUACCAGGGAAGACAUAUAUGAUCAUAGCAUUUCUAACAGUGGGAACCAUGGGCCUGUCCAAUACCUCUCUGGGUUACUUGAACUACCCUACACAGGUCAUUUUCAAGUGCUGUAAACUCAUCCCUGUCAUGAUUGGAGGAGUGUUUAUACAAAGUAAACGCUACAAUGUGCCUGAUGUGUCUGCUGCCGUCUGCAUGAGCCUGGGACUCAUCUGGUUUACACUAGCUGACAGUAAAGUGGCCCCUAACUUCAACGUCACAGGUGUCCUCCUCAUCUCCCUGGCACUGUGUGCAGACGCUGCCAUUGGAAACAUGCAGGAGAAAGCCAUGAAACUUCAUAAUGGCUCCAACUCUGAAAUGGUGCUGUACUCGUACUCUAUUGGUUUUGUGUACAUACUGAUAGGCCUGCUCUGUGUGGGUGGGCUGAGGCCAGCAGCGGCAUUCUGCUCAGAGCACCCUGUCAGGACAUACGGUUAUGCAUUCCUCUUCUCUCUUACGGGUUAUUUCGGCAUUUCCUUUGUUCUGGCCUUGAUCAAGCUCUUUGGUGCCCUGGUUGCAGUAACAGUGACCACUGGGAGAAAGGCCAUGACUAUCAUACUUUCUUUCAUGUUCUUCACAAAGCCUUUCACUUUUCAGUACAUCUGGGGCGGCCUUCUGGUGCUUUUUGGCAUCUUUUUGAAUGUUUACAGUAAGAACAGAGAUAAAAUGAAGCUUCCCUCUAUCAAGGAACUCAGGAGUCGGCUGCUGUCAAGAAAGAAAGUCAGUUUUCUCUCACAAGAUGUAUAGGAGACACCCAGUGACACAUUGGAAGUCCUGCACAGGCAGAUCAUAUGUCUGCCCAUACGUAGAGUUGGCCCCCCUGUCUUGGGGGAUAUGCUGUGCAUAUGCCUGAGCUACAGGCCUCAUCAGGACCAACAGUCAGCCAAGGAUGGAUAUACAGGGUUUCACCACCAAUCACCUUCACAAAUGGCUGACAUGACUAAAAUAUGAUGAGUGAUGGAGUCUCUGCAUCCUGUCUCUAUGAAAUUACUCUUACUUGCAGCAAAGUGAAGGAACUGUUACUAUAUUGUAAAAGGGAUCAGUGGCCAGUGAGCUCUUGUGAAAUGGUGCCCCACAGAAACCUAUCUAACAUGGAUCACACCAAGACACUAAUGGACAGCCAGCGCCUUAGCUAACCAAAUCACAGUUUUGCACUGGAACCUAUACCUAAAUUAUUGAGAAGCCAGACAAAAAUGAAACCGUGGAGGAAAGGACGACAGAGAGAAAAGUUAGUGUCCUGUCUGAGAUGAAUGUAUGACCACCACCUUGAAAGAAAAAGAUCCAUUGGGCUAAAAAUAAAUACGUGUUCCCAUGUAUGACAAAGACAAAAUAAAAGUUGUUUUACAUAAUUAUUCUUUAUAAAAGUGGCUUUUUUCAUUGUGACUUGGUAAUUUAUAUCUAACUGUAACCUAAAUCAUGAAAAAUGUGUGAUCUUUGUCAUUAUAUGGUGACAUUUUGACAAAUAUGGAGAAAUCUGUUCAACUGUACAUAAACAUUGUCUACUGCAAUAAUCUGCUAACUGUGUGUUUGGGUGAAACGGUGCCACCUUUUUUACAAUAAAACAGGCAGAUGUUUCUCUUAAAAGUU
Molecule: messenger RNA, 2258 nt
Organism: Monopterus albus (swamp eel)
Lineage: Eukaryota; Metazoa; Chordata; Actinopteri; Synbranchiformes; Synbranchidae
Gene: slc35b3
Product: solute carrier family 35 member B3
Exons: 10
Coding region: 294-1418 (374 amino acids)
Biological process (GO): 3'-phosphoadenosine 5'-phosphosulfate transport; transmembrane transport
Cellular component (GO): Golgi membrane; endoplasmic reticulum membrane
Molecular function (GO): 3'-phosphoadenosine 5'-phosphosulfate transmembrane transporter activity
Source: RefSeq, a predicted model, not a curated record